AUGGCAGCCAGACUCUCUCUUGCUUCGCGCAGUCGGCUACUGCGGACUCCACACAUACCAAGCACCCGUUCGCUCCUACCGAUCUCGCGGUCCACUCGACUUCUCCAGACCCCUGCGCUCCUUGCGCCGGCAGCAAGACUGACUCCGGUUUCUGCGAUACGCCAUUAUGCCUCCGGUCGUCCACAUCCUCCCGGCGGUACUCACCGCAUGAACAUGAGUGGCGAGGAAGAAAAGCCCGCGCUUGAGCAGUUCGGUGUUGACCUAACGGACAAAGCCAAAGCCGGAAAGCUGGACCCGGUUAUUGGAAGAGAUGCCGAGAUCCAUCGAACCAUUCAGGUCCUGUCGCGACGUACCAAGAACAAUCCUGUGCUGAUUGGCGCGGCUGGAACUGGUAAGACGGCUGUGUUGGAAGGCCUGGCCCAGCGCAUUGUACAAGGCGAUGUUCCCGAGAGCAUCAAGAACAAGCGCGUGAUUUCGUUGGACCUUGGCUCGCUGAUUGCGGGUGCCAAGUUUCGCGGUGACUUCGAGGAACGUCUCAAGAAAGUCCUGAAGGAAGUCGAAGACGCGCAUGGCGGGGUGAUUCUCUUCAUUGACGAGCUUCACACCCUACUGGGACUGGGGAAGGCUGAGGGUAGCAUUGACGCGAGCAACCUGCUGAAGCCUGCCCUGUCCAGAGGCGAUCUUCAAUGCUGCGGUGCUACGACUUUGAACGAAUACCGCUUGAUUGAAAAGGACGUUGCUCUCGCCCGUCGUUUUCAACCUAUCCUUGUUGGCGAGCCGUCUGUUGCUUCGACCAUCUCUAUCCUUCGUGGUAUCAAGAACAAAUAUGAAGUCCACCACGGUGUUAGGAUCACGGACGGUGCCCUUGUUGCCGCAGCUACCUACAGCAAUCGCUAUAUCACCGACCGGUUCCUCCCCGACAAGGCCAUCGACCUGGUGGACGAAGCUGCUUCAGCACUUCGACUGCAGCAAGAAUCCAAGCCUGAUGCUAUCCGAGAAUUGGAGCGGGACAUCACCACGAUUCAAAUCGAGCUCGAGUCUCUUCGCAAGGAAACCGACGUUAGCAGCCGUGAGCGCCGGGAGAAACUCCAAGAAGACCUGAAGGUCAAACAAGAAGAGGCUAAAAAAUUGACCGAGGUCUGGGAGAAGGAAAAGGCUGAAAUUGACGGAAUCAAGCGUACCAAGGAGGAUCUGGAACUUGCAAGGUUCCAGCUUGAGCAGGCUCAGCGCGAAGGCAACUUCGCCAAGGCUGGAGAGCUCCGAUACUCCACCAUUCCUGAACUUGAGGCCAAGUUGCCCAAGGAGGGGGCAGAGCAAGAUGGAGACAAACAAACUCUGAUCCACGACUCUGUUACCGCCGACGACAUUGGCAAUGUCGUUUCUCGAACCACCGGCAUUCCAGUCAAUAAGCUCAUGGCUGGCGAGGUUGAGAAGCUGAUUCACAUGGAGGACACUCUUCGGAAGUCUGUUCGCGGUCAAGACGAAGCUCUUUCUGCUGUUGCCGAUGCAGUGCGGAUGCAGAGAGCCGGUCUUAGUGGUGAAAACCGCCCACUGGCCUCGUUUAUGUUCCUUGGACCGACUGGUGUGGGAAAGACCGAGCUGUGCAAGAAAAUGGCCGAGUUCCUAUUUUCCAGUGAGUCUGCAGUCGUGCGAUUUGACAUGAGUGAAUUCCAGGAGAAGCAUACGAUCAGCCGUUUGAUCGGUUCCCCGGCCGGAUACGUUGGCUACGAUGAUGCCGGUCAACUUACAGAAGCAGUCAGACGGAAGCCAUAUGCCGUGCUUCUGUUCGAUGAGUUCGAGAAAGCGCAUCGCGAUAUUUCCGCUUUGCUACUCCAGGUCCUCGACGAUGGCUUCCUCACGGAUGCCCAGGGUCACAAGGUUGAUUUCAGAAAUACCUUGAUCGUCCUGACAUCGAACCUUGGAGCCGAAAUCCUGGUCGGCGCCGAUCCCCUGCAUGCCUACAAGGACGAGGGCGCUCCCGAGGUCCCGUCAGACAUCAAGCAGGCCGUCAUGGACGUUGUCCAAUCAUCGUACCCGCCUGAGUUCCUUAACCGCAUCGACGAGUUCAUCAUAUUCAGGCGACUCUCGCGGGAAGCCUUGCGCGAUAUCGUCGACAUCAGAAUCAAGGAGCUGCAAGGACGCCUUGACGACCGCCGGAUUACCUUGAAGGUGGAUGACGAGAUCAAGGAUUGGCUAUGCACGAAGGGUUACGACCCAAAGUUUGGAGCUCGUCCUCUCAACCGGUUGAUCUCCAAGGAGAUCGGAAACCGCUUGGCUGACAAGAUCAUCCGUGGCGAGAUCACGUCUGGCCAGACUGCUCGUGUGUCUCUUAAUGCUGAAAAGUCUUUAUUGGAAGUUUCUGCCGGGGAGAUUGUUGAUGAAAGUGCAUGA
Molecule: messenger RNA, 2391 nt
Organism: Penicillium cinerascens
Lineage: Eukaryota; Fungi; Ascomycota; Eurotiomycetes; Eurotiales; Aspergillaceae
Gene: hsp78
Product: chaperone ATPase HSP78
Exons: 1
Coding region: 1-2391 (796 amino acids)
Biological process (GO): cellular response to heat
Cellular component (GO): cytoplasm; mitochondrial matrix
Molecular function (GO): ATP binding; ATP hydrolysis activity
Source: RefSeq, a predicted model, not a curated record